AUAGCGUGUCUUGACUAGCUGGGACUUUUAUUUGACAAUGCUGAUGUUUAACUAAAAAGAAGGAGGUCUCAGAAUACCUUUGCUCUCUGUAGAUUGUGUAAUUCAAAUAGUGUACACAGAGACUUUGAGAACGAAACAGAAUCUACAUUUUCUCAUCUCGGUGCAUUGAGCACGGCUUUAAAGUGGCCAUGGAGGUGCUUGUGCUUAUAGACUUCGAGGCGACCAUGGACGACGAGUUAACGGUGCGGGUGGGGGACAUCGUGAAAAACGUCUCCAAAGGCAAAGAGGAUGGAUGGCUGGAUGGAGAAUUGCGAGGAAAAAGAGGAAUAUUCCCUGCCAACUUUGCUAAGGAAGUGCCUGUUUACUUAAUAGGGGACAGCAACAGAGAGCCAAGAAGUCUAAGAAAACCGAAGGAACCAAAAAUUCAGACCAGGAGAUGUGAGGUGGCUUUUGCCUACACUCCCAUGAAUGAGGACGAACUGGGUCUGGUGGUUGGGGAGACCAUAGAGAUUCUCAAAGAGAUUGAAGAUGGGUGGUGGAUGGGAAAGAAAAACAACCAAAUAGGAGCCUUUCCAUCAAAUUUUGUGAAAGAAAUUUUUGUCCCUCCAAAAGACAGCAAGAUGACUGAAGUCAAAUCCAGACCUAAACUCUCUGAAGCUCUCUUUAGUAAAGAGGGAAAAAUGGAACAGAGACCAAGUUUAAGGAAAAAAACAUCAAAUGUAAAAGAAUGCUGUCAGGUGAUGUUCGACUACACAGCUGUUGCUGAAGACGAGUUAAACCUGAAGAAGGGAGACGUCGUCACCAUUAUCAACAAGAACCUUCUGGGGGACCUCUGGAGGUCCUUGGACCCCAGUUUGAAAACCCAUGAUGCAGAUUACAUGGCUACUUACCAGAAAGCCACUGACGACGACGGCUGGUGGGAGGGGGAAUUAAAUGGACGCCGGGGUUUUUUUCCCGAUAACUUCGUCAUGGUUAUCCCAGCGGAUACCCUUCAUGUUGCAAAUGCGGGUCAGCCUCCGGCAAGACUUGGUUCUGUGAAAAAAACAGUGAAUCAGAUGCCAGCGAUGGACCAGAACAGCUCUGAUACAACCUCAAAGACAGAGACUAAAACUGAGAAACCAGAAACUAAAGACUUUCGAAGUGACCCACCAGGUAAAAUUAAGUUGCCUGGUCUACACAAACCACCAGUCCCACCACCACCAGCAAAGGAGAAGCCCAUCAAACUGGUUCCAAAAAACACUGAAGAGCCGCCAACUGCCUCACAAAAGCAGCCCAUUGUCUCAACAACACAAAAAGAGGUUCAAGACAAACCCAUCGACAAGUUUGAUGGUGUAGAUGUGUCCUCAGAAAAACUGAGCCAUCCUACAGCCAACAGAGCCAAACCUCCACAGAGAAGACCACCGACAGCUCUCCAGACCACCUCACAUGUUACAGAUGGUGCUUCAGCUCCCAACAAAACCGAGCAACCAACCAAGUCCACCUCACCACCCAGCACACAAACUGAAGCCAAAGCUGUGAUCCAGGAUGAGAACCCAUCACUGGCCUCUGUGCUGACAGAACUCAAAGAUCUCCGCGUCUCUCUGACUCUCCUCAAAGCUCAGCAUGAGAGAGACAUACAGGAGCUUAAAGAAGAACUGAAGGACGAGAGAGAUAAACGGACGAGAUUGCAGGAUGAAGUGGAGGCUCUGAGGAAAAAAUAGUCACUAUAAAGACCAAGCAUAUUUCACUACCCUAUGUGAUGCCCCUUGUGGACAUAAAUGAUGUGAAAACUGCAGAAAGACGAUUUUGGAAUUUGGAGGAAUUGGACAUGUUACAGUACCUGGUGAAUAAUUCCUGACUCAUUGGACCGCAUUCCAAAGCUAUGUUCAGGAAAAGACUUAUUUGUGUCUGAUAUUCAACUCAUAUGGUUGUGGGAGGCCUUUAAUACAUUUUUAAAGUGUAAAUACCAAAUAUUUGAAUAUCUUACUGUAUAUUUAUAUGGCAAUUUAGGGUUAAACAAUGUCAUAUGUUAAGAUAUUAACACUUGUUUUAUUCAAAUGUUUUUGGUUAUAUCCUGUGGAGUAGGGCAGAUAUUUUGCUCAUGGUCAUCGCAAAUCAUUUUGCAUUUGCAUUAAAGUUUUAUCUGUGUUCAAA
Messenger RNA from Misgurnus anguillicaudatus (oriental weatherfish), 2133 nucleotides. The record is from RefSeq and is a predicted model, not a curated record. NCBI's taxonomy places the organism in Eukaryota, Metazoa, Chordata, Actinopteri, Cypriniformes, Cobitidae.